Prunus avium (sweet cherry) is the source of this 516-nucleotide messenger RNA. The record is from RefSeq and is a predicted model, not a curated record. NCBI's taxonomy places the organism in Eukaryota, Viridiplantae, Streptophyta, Magnoliopsida, Rosales, Rosaceae.
GUGCCAACUUUGAAAAACAUAGAUGAACGUGUGUUGAGAAGAAUUUCUGGGUGUCUUAAGCCCAGGGAGUUUGAUGACAAUUCUAUCAUCAUUGAAAAGGGUAAACCACUUGGAAUGAUGGUAUUCAUUGUGGACGGACUUGUAUCCAUUGAAAAGAGAGAUGGUUCUUCUUCUUCUAAUGAUAAUUUGCAGCAACCAACUCGAGGUGCAGGAGAAGUAUGUGGAGAAGUACUUCUACGUUGGCCAUUGUCGGUCUUAUAUCUUCGAGACGUAUUACUCUUGGCAACCGAGUCUGCUAAGGCAAUAGGUCAUGUUGAAGCCCUUGUUCUCAAGGCUAGCGACUUGCGGGGAGUGGUCAAAAUGGACUAUUUCGCUGGGAUGAUUUGUAGAACAUUGAGUGCAAACGAACUUGAGAAGGCGACAGACAACUACCAACAAAGUAGAAUCAUUCGUGAGUACGAGGAUGCAACCUUUUACAAAGUCGAAGUACUGCGCCAAACCAAUUUUUGUUUACGU